UUUCCCUUUCCUCUCAAUGCUAGAGAGAGAGAGAACAGAGUAGAGAGAGAAGGGGUCUGCGUUGGCGGUUGAAAGAAGCAGUUGCUAUCUAAACAUUGCUUCGUAUAAACAAAACCUCAGGUGUUAGAUUAGGCCAACGUUCUCUUCCUCUCUUCAUCUCCCUUUCUUUCAUUCUCUUCAAACCAAAGCAAACAAAACAAACCACAACAUCAAAAGAGUUUCUUUCUUAUAAAAAAAUAUAUAAACAAUCCUCUUGUUAUGGUUUGAUUCUUGGUCGCCAUCUCUUGCCCAACUUCACCUUCCCUGACAUAAACACAACACCUUCCUUAUAUUUCCUUGUUAUAAUCUUUUUCUUUUGUUCCUGUCUUCUCAAUCUUUUCUCCUAUAUUAGAAACAAGUUCUCCCUCUAAAACCUAGCUAUUUCAUUUCUGACAAAAGCUUAUCUCUGUACUCAAAGCUUAGGCUACUAGGUAGUUUCCUUUUGUGAAAUAGAUUCCUCUAUUUUGGGAAAUCGUGGAGUUCGUGUACGGAGCUGAGUUUGCUUUUUUUGGUGGUUGCAAAUAAGGCUUGGAAAACUUCCAAUGGAUGAAUCAUCUUCCAAUAUUAUCUCCAUAACUAUUUCAUCAUCUUCUUCCUUGAGUACCACGCCACCACGAGGUGAUAACACUCAUGCGUCUGCCUCUGUUCAAGAGAGGUCCUUCUACUUGAGGUUUGCUAUGAGGGUAUCUAGAGCUAGAUGGUUUAUCUUCUUGAGGAGAGUGUUUCACUACCAAAACGGAUCAAGAUCAGAUCUAGGCGCGAAUCCUUUUAAUUCCACCACGUGGAUGAUGUAUGAGAUGAUAGCUCUGCUUGUUCAGCUUACUGUGAUAACACUCACACUAGCUAUCUCAAAAGAAGAGAGACCUAUUUGGCCAGUGAGGUUAUGGAUCACAGGUUAUGAUGUGGGAUGUCUCCUCACUCUCAUGCUGUUGUAUGGUCGGUUUCGCCAACUAAACCAAGGAAACUGGUUUGUCGAUAUUGAGCAGCAACAUAGAGGCAGAGAUGAAACUAGGAGCUCUCAUUUAAUGAACAGAUGCAGAACGUCUCUAGAGCUUUUCUUUGCGAUUUGGUUUGUGGUUGGGAAUGUUUGGGUGUUUGAUUCUAGAUUUGGUUCUUUCAACCAUGCUCCCAAGCUUCACGCCCUAUGCGUCUCUCUUCUUUCUUGGAACGCUCUCUGCUACUCUUUUCCUUUUCUUCUCUUCCUUUUCCUAUGUUGCCUUGUCCCUCUCUUUAGUAGCCUACUUGGAUACAACAUGAACAUGGGAUCUUCAGACAGAGGUGCAUCUGAUGACCAAAUCUCUAGUCUCCCUAGCUGGAAACACAAACGAGUCGACAACAAUGCUUCUGAUUCUGACUCAGCUCCUAAGACUGAUGAUCCGGAGUGUUGUAUAUGUUUGGCGAAGUAUAAAGACAAGGAAGAAGUAAGGAAGCUUCCAUGUUCACAUAAGUUCCACCUGAAGUGUGUAGAUCAAUGGCUUCGUAUCAUCUCUUGUUGUCCUCUCUGCAAACAAGAUCUUUUCAGAUGAAAAACGAAAAAAAACUAAAGCAGACAAGAGCUCAUGAGAGUAAAAUCUAUGGUUUUAUAGUUUUUUGUUGGUUUCUUCUUUAAAAGGUUUUUGUUUUUGUUUUUGUUUUUAUUUGAAGCAAGUAGGUUACUUGUGUGAGUGCCAUAAGUUUUGUACAGGAAUAGCUCACCAGUAACCGUAAAGGAUUGUGAGAUUAUACACCAAAAUGCCACAACAUUUAUAAAAAUCUUGAUAUAUAGUGUUCACACUU
Messenger RNA from Raphanus sativus (radish), 1815 nucleotides. Its product is annotated as E3 ubiquitin-protein ligase At4g11680-like. The transcript is spliced from 4 exons. Lineage: Eukaryota; Viridiplantae; Streptophyta; Magnoliopsida; Brassicales; Brassicaceae. The record is from RefSeq and is a predicted model, not a curated record. The coding region runs from base 582 to 1565 and encodes 327 amino acids.